Lolium rigidum is the source of this 2400-nucleotide messenger RNA. RefSeq names its product probable CoA ligase CCL12. The transcript has 14 exons. The record is from RefSeq and is a predicted model, not a curated record. Lineage: Eukaryota; Viridiplantae; Streptophyta; Magnoliopsida; Poales; Poaceae. Bases 16 to 2211 code for a protein of 731 amino acids.
GCGCGGGGCGGCGGCAUGGCGGCGACCGCGAGGGGGAGCUUGAGGGAGAUCCGACAGAGCGACGUGGAGGCGGCCGGGCUCGCCGCGGCCGACGCGGGGCGCUUCCUCGCCGCGCUCCGCUCCGCGGCCGCGUCGUCGUCGGGCGGCGAGGACCCGGCCGCUGUGUGGGCGGCGGUGGUGGCGGCGGGGCUGCUGCGGCCGGAGCACCCGCACGCGCUCCACCAGCUCGUCUACUACUCCGCCUACGCCGGCUGGGACCGCGCCGCGCGGGGCCCGCCGCCGUACUGGUUCCCCUCCCCGACUGACUGUAAGCAAACAAAUCUUGGGAGAGUGAUGGAGGAAAUUGGACCUCAACUGCUAGGAUCAUCGUAUAAGGACCCGAUUUCAAGCUUUAACCUCUUCCACAAAUUCUCAGUAGAGAAUCAGGAGGUCUACUGGAAGAUGGUGCUAAAGACACUCUCAGUCAAGUUCCUGCGAGAACCAAAGUCGAUUCUAGAUACAUCGGAUCAAUCAAAGAAAGGAGGAACAUGGUUCCAAGGUGCAGUGCUUAACAUUGCUGAAUGUUGUCUGCUGCCUUGGCCUUCCCAAAACAGGACAGAUCACAGCACAGCUAUUGUCUGGAGGGAUGAGGGCCUUGAUGAUUAUCCAGUGAACCGUAUGUCACUGAAGGAGCUCCGCACUCAAGUGAUGACUGUUGCAAAUGCCCUUGAUACCAUGUUCCAAAAGGGGGAUCGGAUUGCAAUAGACAUGCCUAUGACAUGCAAUGCGGUCAUCGUGUAUUUGGCAAUCAUCCUUGGUGGCUUCGUUGUUGUGUCGAUAGCAGACAGUUUUGCGCCUCAGGAAAUUGGCUCUCGCAUGAGGGUGUCAAAUGCAAAGGCAAUUUUUACUCAGGAUUUCAUAAUUAGGGGAAGGAAGAAAUUUCCACUUUACAGCCGUGUCAUGGAAGGGACUUCAUCCAAAGCUAUUGUAAUUCCUGCAACUGGAGACUGUCUUGGAGUUACACCAAGGGAUGGUGAUAUAUCCUGGAAAGAUUUUCUUUCUCGUGCUGCUGGAAGGCCAUCCAUGUACUCUCCAGUUUAUCAAUCUGCAGACGCGCUGAUUAAUAUACUGUUUUCAUCGGGAACAACUGGAGAUCCAAAAGCUAUACCAUGGACACAGCUUUGUCCCAUAAGAUGUGGAGCUGAUACCUGGGGACAUUUGGAUGUUCGACCGCAGGACAUAGGCUGCUGGCCUACAAAUCUGGGUUGGGUUAUGGGACCUAUAAUCUUGUUUUCAUGCUUUCUAACUGGUGCAACUUUGGCUUUGUAUCAUGGUUCUCCGCUCGGACGUGGUUUCUGCAAGUUUGUGCAGGAUGCCCGUGUGAAUAUAUUGGGAACUGUCCCUAGCCUGGUGAAGUCAUGGAAAUCUGGGAAUCUGACUCAAGGGCUAGACUGGACCAAAAUCAGGGUACUUGCCACAACAGGGGAGGCUUCUGAUAUUGAUGAUAAUCUGUGGCUAUCUUCACGUGCCUGCUACAAGCCUAUUGUCGAGUGCUGUGGGGGCACGGAGCUGGCAUCUUCAUACAUUCAAGGGAGUCUUUUACAGCCACAAGCUUUUGGAGCUUUCAGUGGUCCGUCAAUGUCCACUGGUUUUGUCAUACUUGAUGAACAGGGAAAUCCAUAUCCUGAUGAUCAACCUUGUGCUGGAGAAGUGGGUCUCUUCCCUUUAUAUUUUGGUGCUAGUGAUCGGCUUCUCAACGCUGACCACAGUAAGGUUUACUUUGAUGGAAUGCCCAUUUACAGAGGACGGCAACUCCGACGACAUGGAGAUAUAAUCCAGAGGACAGUAGGUGGUUACUAUGUCGUACAGGGCAGAGCAGAUGACACUAUGAAUCUUGGAGGAAUUAAGACAAGUUCAGUGGAGAUCGAGCGGGUUUGUAAUAGAGCCGAUGAGGGUCUGCUAGAAACAGCAGCAGUUAGCAUCAAACCUUCUGGCGGUGGACCAGAACAACUGGCUAUCUUAGCAGUGCUAAAAGAUAAAUCUGCACCAUAUGACACAAAUCUUUUAAAGAGCAAGUUCCAGAGAGCCAUCCAGAGGAACCUCAAUCCUCUUUUCAAGGUGAGCUACGUCAAAGUUGUCUCCGAGUUCCCGAGAACUGCUUCAAACAAGCUGCUGAGAAGGGUCCUGAGGGAUCAGUUGAAGCAAGAACUCACAAAUCGUAGCAAGCUAUGAGGGGACAGAUGGAUAUUCCAUCUCUCUUCAAUAGGAAAUGGCCCUACAUAUUCCAAGUAUUGUUGUACUUACAUAAGCAAUGGUCGAAUCCCCUUCGGCCAUUCGCAAAAAAUAAAACCCUUUAUGUCGCGUUUUUUGGGGGUGUGUCUAGAAACUUAUAAGUAAUAAUAAGGUGAUGGCUUGCUAAAA